CGAGCAAAGUCAUUUCAAACAACGAAUCCCCUUCCCCGGAUCAAGCAGCUAGGGUUUCCACCUCUCCCUCCCCCAAAUCUUCUCCAUGGCCGCCGCCGCCGCCGCCGACGCAUCGGCCGAGGCCGCGGCCAUCGCGCGGCGCCUGGCCUCCUGCAACGGCUCCGCACGGGAGCGCGCGGUGCGGCACCUCCUCUCCACCUUCCUCCCGGCCUCGGCUCCGCACCUCUCCGCCUCCGACCUCCUCAAGCUCUGGAAGGGCCUCUUCUUCUGCUUCUGGCACUCCGACAAGCCGCUCUACCAGUCCUCCCUCGCCACCCGCCUCGCCGCCGGCGUCUCCUCGGGCCCCUCGCCGGCCGCCGCCGCCGCCUUCUUCGCCGCCUACCUCGCCACCCUCCGCCGCGAGUGGGUCCACAUCGACACCCACCGCCUCGACAAGUUCUACCUCCUCAACCGCAGGUUCCUCCACCACGCCUUCCUCCUCCUCGCCGCCAACUCCUUCGCCGCCGACCUCACCUCCCAGGUCGUAUCGAUCCUGUCGGAGAAGGUACUCCUUCCCGAGGCCGACAACGUCGCCGCCGGCUCGCCCCGUGGGCUUGGGUACCAUGUCGCCGAGGUGUUUCUGGACGAGCUGUCGCCUGUGCUCCCUGUGAGCUUACAGACAAUGGAGGUGUUGCUAUCUCCUUUCUUCGCUGUGUUGGAGAAGUCAUCUGAUAGGGUGAUGGUGGCUAAGGUUAAGUCUAGUGUGUUUGAGAGGUUCCUCGAGAGCGGCAAACAAUUGCUCGAGAUGGCGAAGAAAGGCGAGGGGGUGGAGAAGGGGAGCGCAGACGAGAAGAUUGGGAAGGUUGGCUUGCUGUUUGGGUUCAGCAAGAGGUUCUCAGAUAUUGGGGCGAAGGCGGAGACCGUGCAAGCAAACCGAAAGGUGCUAUUUGGGCUGAGGGAUGCGUUUGUGAAGGUUGAGAAAGGAUUGGAGCUCUCUGGGGUCGAGAUUGCUGUGCCAGAGUUCAAGAGUACCGAGGUGACAGGGGUGGAGAAUGGCAUGGAUUUGGAUGAGGUGAAGGUGGAGAAGAAGAAGAAGAAAAAGGCGAAGAAAGCUUCAUUGGUGGAAGGUGAGACAGAGGGGGCCAAGGAUUCAAAGCAAGAGAAAAAGGUCAAGAAGGAGAAGAAAGAGAAGAAGAAAAAGAAGAAGGUAGAGGUUGUUGAUGAGGGAGAUGUCACGGAACAGAGUACAGACGCUCCUGCAGAGGAGGACCAACAGAUGGGUGAUGGUACUGAGGCUGUUACAUUUGAUGAGACAUUGAUGUCCAAUCUCCAGAAGCAGUUUGAGAAGGCUGCAGCAGAAGCUGGUAUGGUCAAUGGAGGCAGCAGCUCAAGUGCUUUGCCCGCUAGUGGGAAAGCUGCAAAGAAAAGGAAGAGAGCAAAAUCUGCAGAUAGGUUAUCGGUUUCUGAUGGAGACGAUGUUAGCAGCGAAGGUACAAUUAUUUCCCAGGAUGGGGAGAAGAGCGGUAAGAAAGUGAGGUUCUCGAUGAAGAAUAAUCUAGUUUGGAAGCCUCACAAUCCUUUGCCGCCGCAGUGCUUGAGGCUGCCACCAUCUGCUACUCCAAGAGGGAGUGCACUAAAAAAGGGUGUUCUGCCUGGGCCUAUAAAAGAAACGCCUACGCCUGUGAAGAAGACUAAGCCAAAAGCGAAAUCUGCAAAGAAGGUCUUGAAGAAGCCUUCCUCAGCCGCGAAGCGCUUGCGGAAGUUGCAAAAUUUCUCUGCAUGAACUCUUUUAUGAAUUGACACUGCAGUGAUCAUGCUUUCUGCAUGGUGUGUCUUUUCAACCGUGUUCUAUUAUUACUUAAUUCUUCACCUAGGUUAGUCUUAUACGCUGUUGACUAUGCAACAAAUUUAUAUUUAUGGAUUGUUUAAUGUUGUGUUAUGUCAUAGCGCAUUCAUGAUAAUCAUGUGGGUGAUCAUUCUUUGGAAUUAGCAGUAGCAAUUUUGAUCUGGAUAGUACAAGUCUGAAUUCCCAUGGA
Oryza sativa Japonica Group (Japanese rice) is the source of this 2015-nucleotide messenger RNA. RefSeq lists its product as uncharacterized. The record is from RefSeq and is a predicted model, not a curated record. Gene Ontology annotation, biological process: rRNA processing. Lineage: Eukaryota; Viridiplantae; Streptophyta; Magnoliopsida; Poales; Poaceae. Gene Ontology annotation, cellular component: preribosome, small subunit precursor; nucleus.